This is a messenger RNA of Pseudovirgaria hyperparasitica, 1353 nucleotides long. RefSeq lists its product as uncharacterized. The record is from RefSeq and is a predicted model, not a curated record. Bases 99 to 1016 code for a protein of 305 amino acids. Lineage: Eukaryota; Fungi; Ascomycota; Dothideomycetes; Acrospermales; Acrospermaceae. The transcript is spliced from 3 exons.
CAUGCCCUAUAACUUACCAUCUCUCUUCUUUUGUGUCUUACUGCUUCUUCUAUACACCCGCUCUCUUCUCUAGCCAGCACUAGGCAAGCACUCUUUUGAUGUACUUCCACUUGAGUACAAUGUUCACCCUUACAACCCUCGCACUCCUCAUAGCGAUUUUUACUCCUUCUUUGGCGAUUAGAGAUGUCGGCUUCCAUCAAGCAUGUUAUACCAGCAAUCCAAGAUUGGGCCAAGAUUUCAGGGAGGCUGUAACAAUGGCUCGGCAGGCCUUUGAGAGCAUGGAGAAAUGGAACCAUGGCGAACAGAACACCGCAUCCCUAUUCGCCAGGUAUGCCUAUGAGAUAAUCUUCCGCCGUCACACCCAACAAGGCGCUUGGCAAGACAAUAUGAAUUUGCAAGGCGAGAAUCAAGAGAAUGACCCGAUUCGGCAAGUGGUGACUCGGAAGCUGGACGAGCUUGGGAAGCUCAAACAGGUGCCCCGAUGGGAGCGCGCCGAUAUGCUCAUCUUCUGCGAUGACAGCCGCUGGAAGCAGGGGCAGUCUCGUGAUGGGGAACCAGCACCCUGGAAGGAUGAGUUGCUAGGUACGAUCCUAUAUGAGCCGCCGCGCUGUCGUGGUAUGGAUCAGGAAUAUGUGACAUAUCCACCCAGUCAGUCCCAUUCUCACGUUGUUGAAUUCUGCCAAGGUGCGCGGAGGAGGUACACAGGCAGUGAGAUGCUCCAGGGUCAGACGAUAAGCACUAUCCGCGAGGAGCUUCUAUUUCCUUUGCUCUUGGAAAUGACGCUGAAAGCACCGGAUUUCCAGCCUAUGACGGAGCGUUCUAUUUCCUGGCAAGGCGUUCUUAGCCUAGAUGGGACCCUGGCAGUCUCUAAUGCAGAAAGUUAUGUAUAUCUUAUCCUCAUGCACCGUUUGUAUAGCCUGGGCCUCAUCGUACUAGAGAUGGGACGUGGAACUAUUGGACCAAUCCCAGGUGAUGGAUUGGCCUGGCAUCUCAAUAUUACCGAGCCGCUUACAUGAAUGGGCUUGCCUAUAUCAAAACUAAUCACCAAUCACCGGGCCAUCUCACUUUCCCUACUGCCCAUCAGUGUGUAUCUGGGGACCUCAAGAUCUAUUCCGUAUACAGCGAAGCAGAGCAUAAUCCAUGUCAACACAACUAAACCGUGCAGGUACAGGACCGUACUGGAUGUACAGCUACUUCAAAACUACUUCAGACUGUUCCCGUCCAGUUCAAAUUACGCCCUGCAAUGGAGCGAUAUGUUGGAAAGGAGAAAAAGAUACAGAAACGGGACUCGUUCUCUGGAUGACAUCACGGACGCUCCCGCUAUACAAACACCAGCUCCUACAGGAGAAAUUC